Musa acuminata subsp. malaccensis (wild Malaysian banana) is the source of this 4755-nucleotide messenger RNA. Its product is annotated as protein STICHEL. Gene Ontology annotation, cellular component: nucleus; DNA polymerase III complex; DNA replication factor C complex. The record is from RefSeq and is a predicted model, not a curated record. Gene Ontology annotation, biological process: DNA repair; DNA-templated DNA replication. NCBI's taxonomy places the organism in Eukaryota, Viridiplantae, Streptophyta, Magnoliopsida, Zingiberales, Musaceae. Gene Ontology annotation, molecular function: DNA binding; DNA-directed DNA polymerase activity; ATP hydrolysis activity.
ACACUUGAGGGGCCCUUCCUGGCAGGAACCCUAAAAAUACGUCCUUUCUCUGUAGUAAGGAUGGAUUCCCACUGUAAAGUGUAAAUUAAUCCGGGAUCGAAGGGUCUCCGCUUGUCCGUGGACCAUUCAAAGCUCGCUCCUCCACCUCACUGUGGAAAUUUGGCUUGAUCCGGCCCAGCUCACACCCUUUUUAGUUUGUUCGCUUAUAUCUUGUUUGCCGGUUGCGUCCUGUUCAUUGACUCGGUAAUUCCAGAUCACUCACCUACCUGACGCCAAAUCACGGAAAGAUCACCUUUUUCGGGCAUGUAAUCCAGGAAAUGUAUCGCGGUUGUGCCGAAAAUUGAUUUUCGUAUGUUCUGAUGCUCAGUGAGUGAAUCUGCAAAUGUGGGGAAGGAAACAUUUGUAACGUGGCUUGGAUGUCCUUGUUUUUCCGAAAGAAAAGAGGAGGGGGACUACAAUUUAAAGCUUCACAAAUUUAGGUAUGUGCUAGUAUGCAAUGUAUGUCAAAUUUUCCUGGAUUCUGGCCUUGUCGAUCUGUGUACUUCAGUUGAGGUUUUAAUUACAAGAGAAUGUUGAAGACUUCUGUUGCUCCAAAUGAACUUCACUUGAAGAGGGAGCUUGUUGCUCUCCGAAAGGCACCAUUCUUACGUGAUCCAGAAACUUGUUCAUCCUGGAGGUCCUCUUUGAGUUCUAAAUCAUUUUUUGCAAACUCUAAGCCAAAAAAUGGACAUGGAAUGAUAGAAAAAUUUACAGGAGAAAUUAAUCAUGGCUCAUUACUUAAUUUACUAUCCAGAGGUAAAAAUGGAAGGCAAAAGUUACAUCUCUGUAGUAUGAGUUCUUCUAAGCCCAUUGAAAGAGCACAGAAACUAGAUGAGGAAGACAGAGAAGAAUCAGCUAAGGAAAGUCCAGAAAACUUCAGCGUAAGCAAUUCUCUUCUUGCAGAAGAAAGUCCAGAAAACUUCAGUUUAAGCAGUUCUCUCAUUGUGGAUUCUAAGAGUGAUACUUGCCUUGAAGUUCCUGUAAACAUGUAUAAUGUUGCAGCUAUCGAUUCAAGAAUUCCUGUUAGAAGAACUAUCAGAAAAUUUAGAAGAAAAUCAAUUUCGAAAGGGGGAUUGAUUAAGCAUUCAGCUGCCUUAAAGCUGCUGGAUACAACAUCAAGCUCUUUAGGAAUUCUUGACUCAAUUGAGGGAUCUGAUGACAGUGGGGACUAUAAUUCUGAGAAUUUGCAGCAUUUGGCACAGGAUCUAAGCCAAAAAAUUGGAUUUAUUUCUCGCUCUGCAUCACCAAUUUUACAUGGAUGUGGACAUGGAUGUCAGUUGUCUUCUUCAAGAAUUCCUAGAACUAGUAAAAGAGUGGGAUCAUCUCAAUCUUGUACUCCUGCUUCAAGUUGCUCUUACUACAAAUAUGGUGGUCAGGACCCCAGCACUAUUGGUUCUUGGGAUGGAACUGCUACUUCGUUUGAUGGGGACGGCCUGGAUCAACUAGAGUUACCAAAGGCUCAAAAAUGUGGUAUUCCUAGCUAUUGGUCAAAGAUAACUAGAGCUAGGGGUGGUGGAGGUUUUAUUUCUCCUUCACUAUCAGAUACGCUAAAAAGAAAAGGCAGUAGCAUUCUCUGUGGGAGUCAGACUUUGUCUAAUAAGAAGAAUUUAUCAGGUUGUCACAAGCAAAAUUACCUGUCAAAAUCUUCUCAAGGUUUACCUUUGCUGACCAAUAGCUGUGACGAAGGCCAUUCAUCAUUAGAUACUUCAAGUGAUGAACUGUCAAGUAAAUUUGGGGAGCUUGAUUUGGAAGCGAUGAGCCGUUUGAAUGGGAGGAGAUGGUCUAGCUGCAAAAGUCAAGAGGGACUGGAAAUGGACCUACCUGGAAGAACUUCCUUGGAGAUAGCAGAUCAAAGAACCUUGAGCCAAAAGUACCAGCCACGGUCUUUUCAUGAAAUCGUUGGACAGAAUAUUGUUGUUCAAUCUCUUGGUAAUGCCAUUUCAAGAGGAAAAAUAGCUCCUGCUUACCUAUUUCAUGGUCCUCGUGGGACAGGAAAAACUUCAUCUGCAAGAAUAUUUGCUGCAGCUUUAAAUUGUCUUAGUGAAGAGAACAAGCCAUGUUGGUUUUGUAGAGAAUGCACUGCUUUUUCUAGUAGACAUGGAACAAACUUUAUAGAAGCCAAUGCAACAAAUAAGAUGUGCAUAGAUCAAGUUAGAUAUUUGCUGAAAAGUCUAUCAAUGGCUAAAACAAUUUCACAGUAUAAAGUCUUUGUCAUUGAUGAAUGCCACAUGUUAUCUUCACAAAAUUGGUCCGCAUUCAUGAAAUUUCUUGAAGAACCAUUGCCUCGUGUUGUAUUCAUAUUUAUAACUACUGGAACAGGUAGCUUGCCUCGUGCCAUUGUAUCACGAUGUCAAAAAUACAUCUUUUUGAAGGUCAAGGAUGUUGAUAUAGUCUGCCGGUUGAGGACUCUCUCUGUAAAAGAAAAUCUUGAUAUUGAACUGGAUGCUCUAGAUUUAAUUGCUCUGAAUUCGGAUGGUUCACUUAGGGAUGCAGAAAUAAUGUUGGAUCAAUUAAGUUUGCUGGGCAAAAGAAUAACUACUUCGCUUGUAAAUGACUUAGUAGGAGUUGUGCCAGAUGAGAAAUUACUUGAUCUUCUGGAGAUAGCCAUGUCAUCAGAUACUGCUGAAACGGUUAAAAGGUCUAGAGAGCUGAUAAAUUCUGGUGUUGAUCCAAUAGCCUUGAUGUCCCAAUUAGCUGGUCUUAUAAUGGACAUAAUUGCUGGAACUUACCGAUUGGCAGACCUACAUUCUGGUGGUACAACUCUUGGCGGGCGAAAUUUAACCGAAGCUGAGUUAGAAAGACUACAACUGGCAUUAAAGAUUCUUUCUGAUGCUGAAAAGCAGCUAAGACAUUCAAGUGAACGAUCAACAUGGUUUACUGCUGCUCUGCUACAGCUUGGUUCUGGUAAUAAUACAGAACCUAAUAGAUCAAGCAGCAGCAGCAGGCAGAGUGCUAGAAGAAAAAGUAAUGGUGUGUCUGACAUGGAUAGUCUCUCCAUGAUGCACAAGAACAGGCAAGUUACUCAGUUUCAAGAAUAUAAUUUUUGUUUCAUAUCCUACACUAACAACAUAUACUCUAAUCCUUACAUCGACUCGGCAUAUAUGGCUAAUUGUAAAGUGUUGCCUGCAAACAGGAGAUCCCUUGACAGAAUAUUAGAUAAUUUUUCUCAUACAAGUGAUGCUACUGGUAAGGGAGAACUCAGGUCUAUGACACCAGAAAUGCUGAAUGAGAUAUGGAAUCUUUGCAUCCAUAGAUGCCACUCAAACACACUGAGGCAGUUGCUUUCUGCCAACGGAAGACUUCUAUCAAUUUCUGAAAAUGGAGGCAUAUUGAUUGCUUUCAUUGGAUUUGAGGAUAGUGUUACAAAAUCCAGAGCUGAGAGAUUUCUGAGCAGCAUCACAAACUCAAUGGAGAUAGUCUUGGGAUACAAUGUAGAAGUUAGAAUGGCACUUCUACCCAAAGUUCAUUCUGAUGUAUUACAAUCAGAGCCAUCUCUAGCAAGCAACCAAAUGGAAAAAGAUAAGCAAAGAGAGGCAAGAUCUGAUAACCUUAUUAGCCAUCCCAAUAUAGGAAAGAUCAAAGGAAGCAAAAUUCUGGAUUCCUGUGAAGGAAAUCCAGAAAGUGCCCAUGAGAAAACUGACAUAUCUGCACUUGGAGAAAUGGACUAUGUACAGACAAGUGUACCAGUAUUAGAUGGUUCAUGUAACAGUAAUGAUAAAGGUCAGGGGAUUUUAGCCCAAAGGCCUCUAAAAGCAGCUACUGAUGAGCAGAGGUUGGAGACUGCAUGGCUUCAAACUGCAGAGCCUGGAUAUGUAAGUCAGCCAAAGCCUGAUAAGAACCAAAUUCUUCCACAGAAUGGAGUAAACCAUCUGAGUAGUAAACAAUCUUUGACAACAACGCCGAAAUCAUUAAAGAAUUGGGAUGAUGAAUUGGUUCAAGGGAUCAAAGCUUUAAGAACCAGUGCCACUGAGGGCCAUCACAAGGAACAGUAUGAAAGAGCCGAUCACUAUGCCAUUUCUCCAAGUUUAUUGCACUGUUACAAGACAGGCAACUCUGAGAAGCAGAAGAUGGGAUAUGAAUCAGGACCUGGUUGCAAUGGGAUUCUCUGUUGGAAAAACCCCAAAAGCCGUGGAAGAAAGGUAAAGCAGGGAAUCCAUCUAAGGUCACCAAGGGUUAGUCGGGCUCAUCGACUCUCAUUGUUUGGGCAGUGUGUGAAGCUGAAGUCAGCAGAAGACAGGUUGAGCAAAUGAAUGGGAGAAAUUUGCAGAUUUUACGCCUCAGUGAGUACAUUCUCAUACCAUUUGUGUCCAAUUGCCUUUCUAUUAUUCAAAUAUAACAAGAACUGUGAUGUCCCAACUAUCUGGGGUCAGCUACUUGGAUCUUAUCUUGCCAGCAAGCUCAACAGCAAGCCUUUUCAUUCUAUGAGUACAAAGGUAACUUAGAUGAGCCAUUUUGUCCUAAUCAGUACUAAGUUGAAGCAUUUGUUAUGAGAAAUAUUAUCGGCUUGCAAUGAAUCGGGCAACUGCUUCAAUGAUUCACCUCAGUGCUCCUGGUUAAUCUGCUUUUUUCUUGAAGAACAAUUUAUUUUCUGAGCUGAUAGAAGAUUUCAUAGUCCUAAACCAAUGAAUUUCUGUUAUACUCUUUUUUCCUUUGGUAUCUUGUCAGACAUCAAAAUUACCACAUAAUCACUGAGAUGAGAAUCAAGUAUCUUUAUCA